Messenger RNA from Colletotrichum scovillei, 3689 nucleotides. Its product is annotated as CAP-Gly domain-containing protein. The transcript has 2 exons. The coding region runs from base 822 to 3314 and encodes 830 amino acids. NCBI's taxonomy places the organism in Eukaryota, Fungi, Ascomycota, Sordariomycetes, Glomerellales, Glomerellaceae. The record is from RefSeq and is a predicted model, not a curated record.
AAGGAGGCUCAGAGCGUCACAAAAAGCCCCUCGUCUGGCGACCACUUUUACUCUUUUGCUUGCGUCGGGCUUCUUUUGUCCUUCAUCUUCUCAUCGUCGCCGUCGUUGCCGACUGCCCUGGUAUCUUUGCCCGGGCCUCUCUCUCUCUCUCUUUCGCUCUCCCUGCGACUCAUACGUAACCCUCGGUAUCAGUCGGCGCUGGUCAAGUUGUUCGGAGCUGCCAGAUGAUCUGUCAGGCUCAUUGAAAGACGAACUCGCAACGACUAUUAGAGACAAAUCAUUCUCCACGUCAAAGACACGCCCAAGGCCCCGAGACGAUCACACCUCACGGUUCUUUAGCUCUUAGCGCUCUUUCGGUAUAGCGUCCGCCUGUCUAUCUGUCAGUUUCCCGCCUACCGCCCAAUCGACCGAAAUUUGUCCUGUCCGCCACGUCUUUGCGCUUGCUUUUCCCACCCAAGGCUGUAAGAUAUUUACGAAUCAACCCUCCCGUUCUGUUGCCCAACACGGUCUGCUUCGCGCCUCUCAUUCGCUGCUCGGCUGCAAUUGCGACUAAGGCAAGCAACCUUAGUUGACCUUGGCCCUAAGAUACCUUACCUUGCGGGCGACGAGUGGGGCGUUCGGGAAUCAACACCACCACAACCUGGAACCUGGUCUUACCUGCGCCGCCUAAUAGUGAGCCAAGGCCAGUAAAGCUGCCAUCCGGCGCGCAAUCUAGCGGUCGCAUUACUGGCCGGCACCCUGUACGCGAGCACCCGCGCCCAAUAAUUUUCUGGAUCUGUCUGGCCUUAAACACCCAAAUCGACCCAACCUGACUGUCCAUCAUGUCGGUCGCCACAACAACAGCGACCGCCGCAUACGCGCCGACCCAUAGAAGUCUUGCCCACCCGCCGCGAACUCUUCGCAAAGCUACCAGCUUCACUAGCAACUUCGCCUCCUCCACAACCGCUUCCUCUCCCAGUCUUAAUUCCCUCUACAACACACAUUCGCGACUUACGCCCUCGCAUCAAUCGCUUCCGCGCAAAUCCUCCUUGGCUGCUCUUACUCCCAAGUCUCUCGCCUCAAUCCCCGAUGUAAGCGAGUCCUAUGCCUACAACAGCGUGCUAGCCGAGUCGCCCGAUCGCAAAAUGCCACCCGCCACGCCCGGUAGGGCCGGAACCGACUUCGUUCUCGGCGAUGUCGUUGAAGUCCCGGGCAACAUGUUGGGCACCGUCCGUUUUAUUGGUUCGGUGGAUGGGAAGAAGGGCACUUUUGCUGGUGUCGAGCUACAUCCCGAGUUCUCUCAGCGGGGCAAGAACUCGGGCGAAGUGGAAGGUGUUUCCUACUUUACUACGACUCUUCCUGGCGCAGGCAUCUUUCUCCCUCUCAACAAAGCCGUGAGACGAGACUCUCCUCCUGGCUCGUCUUCCAGCUCGUUUCCUCACACUCCCACUGCCAGCACCAUGGGCGGUCUCAAGGUCGGCACGCAGAACUCCACGAACACACCUCCGACGCCGUCGGUGCCGCUAUUCAGCAAAUCUGUUGGCCCUGGCAUUGCCCCCGGCCGAUCAGUCAGUCCUCAGCUGAAGAAGUCGAUGAGCAGGCCCUCUGUACGCCCAGAGUCACCUGUACGAAAAUUACAGAUGACCCCAGGACCAAGACCAUCACUGGCGACGCCCGGAAAGGUGCCUUCCAAAUACAGUUCUCCUGCCCCGAAUCGCUUCGCGCAGAGCGUUCGCGGAACGGCUGGAGACCCGAGCAAAGGUUCACGAUUGGAUAGGAAGCCAAGUGUUGGUCCGCGCAGUGCCUCUGCCCUUGGCCAAACGUCAAUGUUUGACGAGGAGCCGAUGCCCCAGCCACCAGCCACUCUGCAGCGAACACAGACCAAUGGAAGCACCAAUUCGGUAUCUUCCUACAGCUCCAAGUUCAGAGUACCGUCGCGGGCUGGGGCCGGCUCAAGGGCCGCGUCACGAGCUCAGAACGACGACGAGGUCGACCGACUCAGGGCACAACUGGACGACCGUGAAAGGCAGUUGAGGGAUCAAGCAUCUACAUUGGCGGAGAUGGAGAGCAGUUUGACCGAGCUUCAGACUCUUAUGGAGAGUUCGGAUCUGUCAGCACCCAAGCGCAACAGUCUCGACGAUAAGGACUCGAUGCAACUUCGCGCACUGGUCAGAGAAAAGAAUGAGAAGAUUGCGAUGCUCACUGCCGAGUUCGACGCACACCGAGCCGACUUCCGAAGCACCAUCGACACCCUCGAAAUGGCUAGUUCCGAAACCGAACGAGUGUACGAAAAGCGCAUCGAUGAGUUGAUGAUGGAAAUGCGUGAGCUCGAAUCGCGGACGGAUGACGUAGAUUCGGUUGCUCGUCAGUUGAAGCAGCUCGAGGAGUUGGUUCAAGAGCUCGAAGAGGGUCUCGAGGAUGCACGACGCGGUGAAGCGGAAGCAAGAGGGGAGGUCGAAUUCCUCCGCGGUGAAGUCGAGCGCACACGAACCGAGCUGCGCAGGGAGCGCGAAAAGGCGUCAGCCGGAAUGAACGGCACCACAGGUUCAAGCAACGGAGAUCGUGGCUCCGUUUCCAAGGAAUUGGAGCAGAAGGAAGAUGAGAUUCGGGGUCUUAAGGCGAUUAUCCACUCUCUCAGUCGCGAUUCUGUUCCUGGGGCCGACAAAGCUGAAGACCCCUCCGUACGCGAGAACGCAAUGGCUCGUGAAAGGUUGGAGCUCGAGUUGGCAGAGCUCAAUGAUGUCGUGAAAGACAAGAGCCGUCGUGAGGAGGAGCUUGAGCGGGAAGUGGAGAGACUUCGUAGGGGAAGCGUCACGACUCAGCUCACCGGACCUCUGGCCAACGGCGGUGCGCAGCGUUCUUCAUUGCGCGAUUCCCGAGAUACCGUUAUCUUGAUGCGCAACAGCGAGCCCCAGUCUCCCACGACGACGCACAAGCGUGUUCGUACACUGGACACGAUGCCCGAAAGUGACGCCUACUCGUCAGUCACGGACAAUAGUACUCUCUGGUGCGAAAUUUGCGAGACUGGCGGACACGACAUCCUUACUUGCACCAACAUGUUUGGCAACGAGGGUGGCAAGACCAACGGCGAUGCUGGCAAAGCCAUUAAGGAGGACCUGAAGCCCAUCCCCGCCGAAGACAAGCCGGCUCCUUUAUCGCCAAUAAAGUCCAAGCCGCUUGCUCCUCCGCCGACCGUCAAGAUCUUCCCAAACCCGAUGGAUUCCGGCCCUGUGGCUGGAAAGGAGAGCGGAAUUGUCGACGUCUCCAAGUGGUGUGCCCUGUGUGAGAGAGAUGGACACGAAAGCGUCGAUUGUCCAUUCGAAGAUGCAUUCUAGGCGGAUGGACUUUGAAUCUCGACAGCAAGCGUUGUUUUUGGUUGAGAAGAAGGGCCCGGCCACUCUGGUGUGCCUGUCUUGGCCAGUCUUUCAAUGUCAGAGUGCGGCAUAUCCCAUUUUGUGUAGGAUUCAAGGGCGGCUAGAGCGAUGGAAGUUUUUUCGUUCGUGAUAGCAUUUGUAGCGAUGAUACCACAGCUCGAUGAGAAUUGUGUUUCGCGGAGUUGGAUUCGCAUGUUGAAGUCAACCGACAGCAGGGGAUGGUGGCAUGAGGUCAUUGGCUUGUUUUGUUGACAUUCAGUUCACCCCGAGAGGUUUCUAUAAUACUAAUAGUAGUAGACCUUCAAACAUGAAUAAUGAAUCCAUUGCAGACACCCC